AAGACACCUGGAAAGAAAAAAUCAAGUAGUAGCCAAGUGCAAACCAAAAAAGAACAAAAAAUAAAAGCUACAAACUCUAACAACGAAUUUAUAUCAAUUCUAUCAAAAAGAAAAAGACUCAACUACAUAUCUGAAGAAAAAGAACAAAGUG
Racocetra persica is the source of this 151-nucleotide messenger RNA. Lineage: Eukaryota; Fungi; Glomeromycota; Glomeromycetes; Diversisporales; Gigasporaceae. The record is from the annotation of a GenBank genome assembly.